AUGAACCCGGAUGUUGACGAUGGACGUGUGCAGGCGGACAAGCUUCGAGCGCAGCAGGAACUCGAGCGGCUUCAGCAAAAGUACAUCGGAACGGGCCAUCCAGACACGACCAGUUGGGAGUGGAAGUCGAACAUUAUGCGCGACACGUACUCUAGCAUGGUGGGCCACCAGCCCAUGCUGUCGUUUCUGUCGCUGGCACAGAACGAACCGGCAACGAAGACGCGCCUGAAACUGCUCAAGCCCUGUGGUCCGCCACCGGCGCGCGACGACGAAGAAUGA
Molecule: messenger RNA, 279 nt
Organism: Grosmannia clavigera kw1407
Lineage: Eukaryota; Fungi; Ascomycota; Sordariomycetes; Ophiostomatales; Ophiostomataceae
Product: splicing factor 3b subunit 5/rds3 complex subunit 10
Exons: 3
Coding region: 1-279 (92 amino acids)
Biological process (GO): mRNA splicing, via spliceosome
Cellular component (GO): U2 snRNP; precatalytic spliceosome
Source: RefSeq, a predicted model, not a curated record